Molecule: messenger RNA, 2178 nt
Organism: Gracilinanus agilis (Agile Gracile Mouse Opossum)
Lineage: Eukaryota; Metazoa; Chordata; Mammalia; Didelphimorphia; Didelphidae
Gene: ATP6V0D2
Product: ATPase H+ transporting V0 subunit d2
Exons: 8
Coding region: 95-1150 (351 amino acids)
Biological process (GO): vacuolar acidification; vacuolar transport; proton transmembrane transport
Cellular component (GO): early endosome; lysosomal membrane; vacuolar proton-transporting V-type ATPase complex
Molecular function (GO): proton-transporting ATPase activity, rotational mechanism
Source: RefSeq, a predicted model, not a curated record
GACUAUCACCUUUCCAACUGGAGCAGAACAUUUCUGGGACGGCAAAAAGGGUUAGAGGUCUGCUUUGGCCUCAAUCAAUUCAAUCAUCUCCUCCAUGCUACCCCUCGCCGAGUUUUAUUUCAAUACUGACCAUGGCUAUCUGGAGGGUCUCGUCCGAGGGUUCAAAGCCGGCCUCUUGACUCAGCAAGACUAUCAUAACCUGGUACAGUGUGAAACCCUGGAAGAUCUGAAAAUUCACCUUCAAACUACAGAUUAUGGCAACUUUUUGAAUGAAGAAACCGUCCCACUCACAGUUUCUACCAUUGACAAUAAAAUGAGGAAAAAAUUAUGCAGAGAUUUUGAGCAUUUCAGAAACAAUUCCCUGGAACCACUCAGCACAUUUUUCACCUAUAUGACGUGCAGCUAUAUGAUUGAUAAUGUGAUACUGCUGAUCAAUGGUGUACUACAAAAGAAAUCUGUCAAGGAAAUUCUUCUUAAGUGUCAUCCCCUGGGCAGAUUUAUGGAAAUGGAAGCUGUCAACAUUGUAGAGACACCCUCAGAUCUGUUCGAUGCUGUUCUGGUUGAAACACCUUUGGCUCCUUUCUUUCAAGACUGCAUGUCUGAAAAUACCCUUACAGAAGUGAAUAUUGAAAUAAUGCGUAACAAGCUUUACAAAUCAUACCUCGAAGCUUUCUACAAAUUCUGCAAAGAACAUGGUGAUGUCACAGCAGAAGUAAUGUGCCCUAUUCUUGAGUUUGAGGCUGACAGACGUGCUUUUAUCAUCACUCUUAAUUCCUUUGGCACGGAGUUGAGCAAAGAAGACCGAGAAAAACUGUACCCAACCUGUGGUAAACUAUAUCCAGAAGGAUUGCGCCUACUGUCCAGAGUGGAGGAUUUUGAGCAGAUGAAGGUUGUGGCUGACCUUUAUGCAGAGUACAAGCCAUUGUUUGAAGCUGUAGGAGAUGGCCUUGAAGGAAAGUCACUGGAAGAUGUUUUUUACGAAUAUGAGGUAAAACUGAAUGUGCUGACCUUCAAUAGGCAGUUCCACUAUGGAGUGUUUUAUGCUUACAUAAAGCUGAAGGAACAAGAGAUGAGAAAUAUCGUAUGGAUUGCUGAAUGUAUUUCACAGAGACAUCGAACGAAAAUUAACAACUAUGUUCCUAUUUUAUAAUUCAAUGGGAGAAAUGGUUAGAAAAUCAACCAAGAUAAAUGUGGCUCUUGUGAAAAAUGAUAAAGGGUAUUUUGCCCUAUACUGUGGGCUACACAAAAAUAAACAAAGCUUCAUCUUACUAUGUAUCAGAUCUGUCAUUAAACCCUAUAAAUCAACACUACAAUAAUAGUCAAUUAUGUCUUUCUCCACCAGAAUUAAAUAAUUUUUUUACGUUUAUAAUUUAUGGUUCAAUAAGCAUUAAGUACUUUGAAAUUAUACUAAAAUCAGUUGUAAUUUACUAUACUAGUUUUGUACUUUUGAAGUCUUUUUCUCCUAGUUUUCCAGAGUAAGAACUUUUGAUCCUAACUCUCCUCUCUGUUCACAUACUUACACUCCCUACCCUGCCCCUUUUCUGUUCUUUUAAAUUUUUGUUUACUUACUUCCCUAAACUCCUUCUCUUACCUCUUGAAAAGGCCUAGGGGCCAGUAGCCACUAAACACUGUUUUAAUAUGCCUAGGCUUUUGUAUAGAUGUUGCUUUGUUGGUUUGGAACAUUAAUACAACUUGGAAUUUAAUUUUGCCUUAAUGUAAGCAAGUAAAUAUUUAAGACUUUUCAAACAAUAUCACAUCACUGUGAUACAUUAAUGCAUAUACUGGCUACCAAUGCAGAUGCUAACCCUUCCAUGCUUCCUCCAACUUCUAUUCUUAUCCAGAUCUUUCCAUAAAUAGUAAAUCUAACCAGUAUGCUAGAAACCAAAGAGGAGGAGGAAAAGGAGGAACAUAGCAACAACAACAUCCUCCUCUUUCCCAUGGAUACUAGCAUAACCCUGAAACUGCCUAUCUGUUGAUAUCUUAUUCUAUAUCUAAACCACUUCUUUUUUCUUACAUGUCAUUUAUAACUUAUGUCAUUAUUUGUUCAUUGCUGUCUAUGACUUUUAAAAAUUAUUCACAUAUUACUUUGAGAAAAAUACAUAUUUUUCUUUGACUUGCAAAUCAAAAAACCAAUUAUAUUGCACCACUUGUUCAGCAGAAUAAAUCACUGAACCAUAA